This is a messenger RNA of Eruca vesicaria subsp. sativa (arugula), 1426 nucleotides long. Lineage: Eukaryota; Viridiplantae; Streptophyta; Magnoliopsida; Brassicales; Brassicaceae. The record is from the annotation of a GenBank genome assembly.
GAAGCCACAAAACUACAUCGUUUUCCAAAAUAGCUGACAACAAAUGUAAAAACUCUUAUCAACAUCAAAGGCUGAGGAAACCACAAGCAAAAAAAAAAAAUUAUCAGAGAGGUUAGAGCAAUGGCAGCUAUGAACUGCCUCUUCUUCAAGCUAUCACAUUCACCACAUCUCAAACCCUCAAGGCCUUCUUUUUCCUGCUCCGCCUCUCAACCUUCCCAAAACAACAUAAAGGUAAUCAUAAACGGAGCUGCAAAGGAGAUAGGAAGAGCGGCUGUGGUUGCUGUGACUAAAGCCAGGGGAAUGGAGUUAGCUGGUGCUGUCGACAACCAUUUUCUUGGCGAAGAUAUUGGCUUGCUCUGUGACAUGGAGGAGCCUCUAGAGAUACCAGUAGUGAGUGAUCUAACAAUGGUCUUAGGCUCUAUAUCUCAGGGAAAAGAAGUCGGAGUUGUGAUCGAUUUUACAGACCCAUCAACAGUGUAUGAGAAUGUAAAACAGGCAACGGCAUUUGGAAUGAAGAGUGUGGUGUAUGUACCUCGGAUUAAGCCAGAGACGGUAUCAGCGUUAUCUGCAUUAUGUGACAAGGCCACCAUGGGCUGCCUUGUAGCGCCAACUCUAUCCAUAGGAUCUAUACUUCUCCAACAGGCUGUGAUCAUGGCUGCCUUCCACUACAAUAACGUAGAAAUCGUGGAGUCAAGGCCUAAUGCAAUGGAUCUUCCUUCUCCAGAAGCUACCCAAAUUGCAAACAACAUAUCAAAUCUUGGUCAGAUCUACAACAGAGAAGAUAGUUCAACUGAUGUUCAGGCAAGAGGUCAAGUAAUCGGAGAAGACGGGGUUCGUGUGCACAGUAUGGUUCUACCUGGACUACCAUCUAGUACACAAGUCUACUUCUCAAGUCCAGGAGAUGUUUACACUGUUAAACACGACAUAGUUGACGUAAGGUCCCUAAUGCCUGGACUACUUCUCGCUAUCAGAAAGGUGGUACGCCUCAAGGUAACAAGGAAACAUGCUAGAAUUGGUGUUUUACUUACUGUUAUCUGAUCACUUGUCCUUGUUCUCUUUUUGGUUUUACAGAAUUUGGUUUAUGGCCUCGAGAAAUUCCUGUAGGAACUGAAGUGUUAUGGCUAAUCAUCAAUCAAGAUAUGAGUCAAAUAUUACAUUAUCAUGAACAGCUCAUGUCAUCCUGCAAAGUCACACAUUAAACAAAAUUUAGAAACAGGUUGUUAUGAUCUUUCAUGAUAACACGGAUAUUCAAUUUUAAGGUGAGGAGGACUCUACCAAAUUCAACUGAGAAAACAUUAUCUUAGGGCCUGGCAAUGUUCAAUGCUUUUGGUCUACCAAUAUAUUUUCAUGUUUCGGUACCAACGUAUGUUACAUUGCUAGUGCCAGAUCAUGGCACCCUAAAGUCUCACUAAUAAAUUAGCAAAAG